AUGAACAAUAAAUCAAUAAAUAUAAUAUUUAUCUUUUUUUUAAUAAAUUUAUUUGUCAAUUAUACCACUACUACAACUACUUCAACUACAACCAUCUAUGUUUCAAAUUUAAACCCAAAGACAUAUGAAGGAACAAACUGUGGGGAUUCAAUUAAUACUCCAUGUGUAAAUUUAAACGAUGCUUGUACUUUAGUUAGUCAAAAAAACAAUUCAAUAAUUGAAAUUGAAAUAUUAAAUAAUAAUAAACUUAAUAAUAAAGAAUAUAAACCAACAAGUAAAUUAGAAAUUGUUAAUGAAAAUUUAUCAUUUUCAAUUAAUGGUGGUUUAGAAUCAACUAUAAUUGAUAUAACAGAUUUUCAAGAUAGUUUCAUAAAUAUUAUAAAAACAAAUGUAACAACAACAACAGAAUCAACAAUUAAUAAUAACAAUAAUAAUAAUAAUAAUAAAUUUAAUUUUACAAAUUUAACAUUUAAAAGAAACUUAAACUUUUCAUUACCAUCUUCAACUAAAAUAAGGCCAACAUUAUUUAAUAUUGUAAAUAUUAAAAAUUUAUUAUUUAAUAAUAUUGAAAUAAUAUUAAAUAAUAAUACAAUUAAUGAUGGUAGUGACUAUCAUCAUACUGAUGAUGAUGAUGAAUAUCAUGAUGAUAACGAAAUUAUAAUUCAAGAAACUGCAUUUUUCAAUUUUACAAAUAGUAAUGUAAAAUUUUCAGAUUGUAGUAUCCCAUCAUAUAAACCAAUAAUUGGUAAAGAUAGUACUAUUGAAAUUAAUUUUUCAAAUUUCACUUUAGAUCCAAAUAAUUUAAAUUCAUGUUACCCAUGUCAAUAUAAAAUUAAUCAAUCUAUAGAUAUUGUUAAUAAUAAUAAUAACAAAAAUGACAACAACAACAACAACAAUAAUAAUAAUAAUAAUAAACAACAACAUAAAAAUAGUAAUUCAGAAUAUAAAGAAAAUCUAAUUAUCCUAUCAAUAACAAUCUCAUUCUCAAUCAUUAUAGUCAUAACAGCAACUUAUAAACUUUAUAAUAAGUAUAGAUUAUAUAAAACUGUAAAUUUAUCAAAAUCAAAUAAUAAUAAUAAUAAUAAUAAUAAUACUUCAACAAAAACAACUAGUGGUGGUAGUGGUGGUGGUAUUAAUUUACUAAAAAAUAUAAUUUCAAAGAAAACAAAUAGUGAUUAUAUUAAAUUAGAAGCUAUUAAAUCAGGGGAUAAUGUAAUUUCAAUAAAUUCGGAAUAA
This is a messenger RNA of Dictyostelium discoideum AX4, 1236 nucleotides long. RefSeq lists its product as hypothetical. NCBI's taxonomy places the organism in Eukaryota, Evosea, Eumycetozoa, Dictyosteliales, Dictyosteliaceae. The record is from RefSeq and is a predicted model, not a curated record. Bases 1 to 1236 code for a protein of 411 amino acids. The transcript has 2 exons.